This is a messenger RNA of Rotaria sp. Silwood2, 1461 nucleotides long. The record is from the annotation of a GenBank genome assembly. Lineage: Eukaryota; Metazoa; Rotifera; Eurotatoria; Philodinida; Philodinidae.
AUGGAUAUCGUAUUACUCCAAUCUCUUGAUAAUCUUGACUUUCGUGAAUGGUGUGAAUUAACUAGUAGCACUAAAAAAGGUAUCGAUUUUUGUCAAAACGUCGGCUUAAUUGGUUUCACUCUAAAUGAACCUUGUGCACAAGGUCAUAAUAAUUGGAAACUAGGUUCUUCUGCACGAGCAUCUGAUGAAUAUGUAUGGAGAUGUGGAAAAUGUAAAAGUACAAGAACUCUUCGACAAGGAACGUUUUUCUCCAAUUCGAAGCUUUCACUUCGUCAAGUUCUUGAUCUUACGUACUUCUGGUCGCAACAAAUCGAUUCGCAUACAUUUUCAAGGCGUCAUUUUGAUCAACGCGACGCUGCAACACUUCUACCAAUCAUCUACGAAUAUAUUCGUCCAGGCACUACUAUCUACAGUGAUAAAUGGGCCGCCUACAACGGCAUUGCUAAUGGACCAGGUCCUCAUCGGUACAACCAUCAAACGAUACUAGUGAUGGCAUCUGCAACAGUAUCAGAAAACUCGACUGCAGAAAAUCUGCCAAGUAUUAAUAGUGAAACAGCAAAGGUGAUUGAUAAAUCAGCUGAAUUGAUUCUCGAUUGCGACGCACUUUUAUUUACGAGUGGUGCCGGGAUGGGUGUUGGUAGUGGACUUGGCACAUUUCGAGGUAUUGGAGCUGGUGUUUGGCCACCUUUAUUAGAACAUCCAGAAUUGGAUUUUACUGAUAUGAGUAAUCCAAGUUGGUUCGUUAAACCCCAAGGCAAUAGCAGUAAACAUGACACGGCCAAUUUCGGCUACGCAUUUUGGGCCUAUCGAUACAAUGCAUAUACAUCAGCUGUUCCUCACCAUGGUUAUUCCAUUGCAAAAGAAUGGAGUCAAUUGAAUCAUAUUAAAUCCGUAUUUAGUUUUACAAGCAACAUCGAUGGUCAUUGGAUAAAAUCAGACUGGAAAGAAACGGCCGUAUAUGAAUGUCAUGGUUCAAUCGAUUAUAUGCAAUGUGUGGAGAAUUGUCGUAAUCGUAUAUGGCCUACCGAUGGUGCCUUGAAACUCAAUGUUGAUCCAAUUACGAAUUGUGUUAUUGAUCCUUUACCUCAAUGUCCUGAUUGCCAUGGUUUAGCCAGACCAAAUGUUUUAAUGUUUGGUGAUUGGGGUUAUAUUGAUGGCAGACAAGCGCAGCAAUGUUCCCACUACAAACAAUUUCAAGCAGAUCUUGUAGCAUCAAAAGCGAAUUUAGUCAUUAUUGAAUUAGGAGCUGGCACGGCUGUCCCAACAGUUCGAAUGGAGAGUGAGAAAAUGUUUAUUGAUUCACAAUGGACAGCUGAUUUUAUUCGUAUCAAUCCAUCAGCUGAGCACGCGAUAAUCAAAUCAUUUUAUAAGAAUAAAAGUAAACGGCAAGCACUUGAAUUGGUAUUGGAUGCAUUAACAGCACUGGAACUAAUCAAUGCUGCCCUGAAAAAGAAAUUGUAA